UCUGUUCAGAGGAAGUGAAACUAUUCCCCAGUCACUGGAACCGAGAGGGAAAAUGGCGCAGCAACAACCUCGACUUGAUCAAGAGAGAAUAUCCUGUUCGAUCUGUCUGGACCUCCUGAGGGAUCCAGUGGCUAUUCUUUGUGGACACAGCUACUGUCAGAGCUGUAUUCAAAGUUUCUGGGAUGAAGAGGACCAGAAGAAAAUCCACAGCUGUCCUCAGUGCAGAGAAACCUUCACACUGAGGCCUGUUCCGGUGAAAAACACCAUGUUAGCAGAGUUAGUGGAGGAGCUAAAGAAGACUGGACUCUAUACUGCUCCUGGUGAUCACUGCUACGCUGGAUCUGAAGAUGUGGCUUGUGACUUGUGCACGGGGAGUAAACUGAAAGCUCUCAAGUCCUGCCUGAUGAGUAUGGUCUAUUGCAAGAAACACCUCCAGCCUCACUACGAUGCAGCUCCUCUAAAGAAACACGAGCUGGCCGAGCCCUCCAAUAAGCUCCAGGAGAACAUCUGCCCUCUCCAUGCUGAGGUGAUGAAGAUGUUUUGCCAGACUGAUCAGCAGUGUAUCUGUUAUCUCGGCUCUAUGGAGCAACAUAAAGGUCACGAUACAGUGUCAGCCGCAGCAGAAAGGGCUGAGAGACAGAAGAUGCUUGAGGAACAUUGGCAACAAAUCCAGAGGAGAAUCCAGGAUGGACACAAUGAGAUGAAGAAGCUCCAGCAUGAGGUGGAAGACACCAAUCACGCUGCAGAUAAAGCAGUGGCAGACAGUGAGAAGAUUUUCACUCGGCUUCUCCGUCUGAUUAAGAAAAGAAACUCUGAAGUGAAGCAGCAGAUCAGAUCCCGGCAGAAAACUGAAGUGAGUCGAAUCAGAGAGCUUCAGAAGAACUUGGAGCAGGAGAUCGCUGAUCUGACGAGGCAAGAUGCUGGUUUGGAUCAGCUCUCACGCACAGAAGAUCACAUCCAUUUUCUGCAAAAUUACCCCUCGCUGUCACACCUCAGUGACCUUACAUUCUCCUCCAGCAUCAAAAUCCAUCCUUGGAGGCACUUUGAGGACAUGGUGGCAGCUGUGUCAAAGCUCAGAGAUGAGCUACAGAUCAUUCUGAGAGACAAACGGGUGAAAAGCUCACAGACAGAGACUGAAGUGGAUGUUUUACUGCCAGAUCCAGAACCAAAGACCCGAGCUGACUUCUUAAAAUAUUCAUGCGAAAUCACCCUGGAUCCAAAUACAGCCAACAGAGAGCUGUUGUUAUCAGAAGGGAACACAAAAGCAACAUGGGGGAGCCGGGAACCGUUUUGUUGCAAUCAUCCAGACAGAUUCAUCGGAUGUGUCCAGGUUCUGAGCAGAGAGAGUCUAACGGGUCGUCAUUACUGGGAGGUGAAGUGGAGCGGAGAAGGAGUUUAUAUAGCAGUUGCAUACAAGAAUAUUAAGAGAAGCGGGCCGUGGAAUGAAUGUGGAUUUGGAUACAAUGACAAGUCCUGGGCAUUAGAUCAUUUUGGCAAUAAUUAUUCAUUCACGCAUAACAACAUGUACACUCCAGUCUCAGGUCCUUGGUCCUCCACCAUAGGAGUCUAUCUCAAUCACAGUGCAGGUAUCUUGUCCUACAGUGUCUCUGAAACCAUGACUCUCCUCCACAGAGUCCAGACCACGUACACUCAGCCGCUACACGUUGGACUUUGGUUUUAUAGGUUUGGAGACUCUGCGAAGUAUGUAAAAUCAACUGUCAAUCAAACAGUGUGGUUGAGGCUGUCACACAAUAGAUCUUUUUCUGUCGCUGUUUGUUCGAUUUGUCGAUAG
Messenger RNA from Thalassophryne amazonica, 1792 nucleotides. RefSeq names its product tripartite motif-containing protein 16-like. Gene Ontology annotation, molecular function: protein binding; zinc ion binding. The record is from RefSeq and is a predicted model, not a curated record. Lineage: Eukaryota; Metazoa; Chordata; Actinopteri; Batrachoidiformes; Batrachoididae.